Messenger RNA from Daucus carota subsp. sativus, 1769 nucleotides. Its product is annotated as replication protein A 70 kDa DNA-binding subunit C. The record is from RefSeq and is a predicted model, not a curated record. The transcript has 9 exons. The coding region runs from base 162 to 1586 and encodes 474 amino acids. Lineage: Eukaryota; Viridiplantae; Streptophyta; Magnoliopsida; Apiales; Apiaceae.
GCUUCCUCGGAGCAAUUAUACGCUACAAGCUCGGGGGUUUUGCUGGGUUUUUGUAACCGGCAUCCCAUCGCCUGUUCGCGCCUCGGCCUAUAAGUAUUAGGCUGCUUGCCAAUGACUCGGGAUCACGGAAUACUUCUGCAGGAGAGCGCGCUGAAAAAGAUAUGGCAUUUGUUUAUCUUCCCGACUUGAGGGGCGAUGAGGAAGACUGGGUUAUCCGCGUGCGCGUUUGCAGGAUGUGGGAGUCUAUCAGUACGAAGGAUGGCAGUUUGCUAAGCAUGGAUAUGAUACUGGCCGAUGAGAAGGAGAACCUUAUGCAUGCUGCUCUGCGGAAGCAUUUGGUGCCUCGGUUCAAGCACCGGUUGACUGAGGGCCACGUCUAUGAGCUCAGGAAUGUUAAGGUUUCAACAAACACCUACCCAUACCGACCUCUUGCAAGCAGUUCGAGGCUGCUUUUCCUGGCAACUACUGAGGUUAGGCCGCUGGGUGAGGAAGGUGCAGCUAUUCCAAGGUAUGGCUUCCAGUUUGUGGAUCACGCCACACUUCGGGGCCGUGCCGAUGACGUGACUACUCUCUCAGACAUUGUGGGUUGCUACUGUGGUUUUGGUGAGGUUGAGGUUGUUGGGGCAGGCUACCGCAAAUGGGAUAUUAGAAUUUUCACUGAUUACUCUGUCACCAGCACAGUUACUCUGUGGGGAAAGCUGGGUGAGCUGUUCGAUCCUGCGCUGUAUGCAGGGGAUGGUGGCCCCUAUGUCAUUGUUGUCUCUUCUGUUACGGUCAAGACCUUCCAAGGUGCGCUGAAUUUCGCAACAACUAGCGGCAGCAGAAUCUAUGUUAACCCGGACAUUGAUCACAUCUCCUCUAUAAAGGAGAGGUUUUCAGCCCUGUCCCCUAGAGUGGUGGCGAUUGAGGGUCCCUCGGUUGCAAAGCUACCCCCCGAGGAGGCAAUGUUCGUUAAUCGGAUGACUGUCGAAUCUCUGGUUAAUGCUACCUGUGCUGGUGAACUCAAGGUUGAUGCUGUGACCUUGAAGGCCACAAUAACUGCUAUAAACAAUAACUAUGGCUGGUAUUAUGUCUCAUGCAAGUCGUGCGUCAGGAAGGCCGUUCUAAAAGAAGGUGUUUAUGUCUGCAAUGCUUGUGACAAGACGGUGGACUACCCUUUAACAUUGUUUCGUGUUAAUGUUCAAGUGGAGGACCCUACUGGAUCUACAACUGUGGUUUUGUUCAAUGCUGCCGUCGAACGCUUGCUGGACGUCUCAGCAAGAAAAAUUGUUAACGCCAUGGCUCCAGGAGAUACUUCUGUUCCCGCUGAGCUGCAACCGCUGUUGGGCAGGGAGUUUGUCUUCAAGCUAAAGUUGAACAAGUAUAAUUUGGUCGAUGGAUUGCAAGACUAUGGGGUGUCAGCAGUUUACACCCCCUUGGCGGAGUUGGAAUCUGCUCAUGCCAAGAAAACACUGGAAGCUGCUGGCAAUGAUGUGGCGGGGUCUCCGACCGAUGAUGCCAAUGUUGCAGAAGGCGAUAAGAAGCGAAAGAGGAAGCUGACGCAUGUUGUCAAAGAUGCUGCCGAGGAUGGCAGUGGGACUUCUUAGCGAAAAUAGGCCUCUUUUAGCAGUGCUGCCAUCUUAGCUGCUACUAUAUUUCAGAUUCUCUCUUUUGGUCAAGUUGCGAAUAUUGGCCUGUAAUAGAUUGAACUACGGUCCCAGGCACUAAAUAAAUCAUGUAACUUGAACCUACUAUCUCCUGCAUGCGUGCUGUUUUAGCUUGACACUACA